This is a messenger RNA of Apis dorsata (giant honeybee), 974 nucleotides long. Its product is annotated as glutathione S-transferase 1-1-like. The coding region runs from base 16 to 852 and encodes 278 amino acids. The record is from RefSeq and is a predicted model, not a curated record. The transcript is spliced from 7 exons. Gene Ontology annotation, biological process: glutathione metabolic process. NCBI's taxonomy places the organism in Eukaryota, Metazoa, Arthropoda, Insecta, Hymenoptera, Apidae. Gene Ontology annotation, molecular function: glutathione transferase activity.
CGAGAACGUGGUCAAAUGUUACNACUCGGCAAUAUUUUUGGGGGCGCAUUCCUUGAACGAGGAGAACGUACGAGCUGUGGAGAGAUCGUGCGAGGUGUUGAACGCGUACCUCAACGACCGCGAGUACGUUGCCGGCGAUACGCUCACCAUUGCCGAUUUUGCCAUCCACACGACCAUUUGCGUCCUGUUGAAAUUAAAAUGCCGAUCGAUUUUUAUCAACUUCUCGGAAGCCCACCUUGCCGAGCAGUUGCAUUGACGGCCGCUGCUCUUGAUAUCGAAAUGAACUUCAAACAAGUUAAUUUGAUGAAUGGGGAACACUUGAAGCCUGAAUUUUUAAAGAUAAACCCACAACACACGAUACCUACAAUUGAUGACAAUGGUUUCUAUUUAUGGGAAAGUCGAGCCAUUAUGAUGUAUUUGGCGGACCAAUACGGCAAAAAUGACUCUCUGUACCCGAAGGAUCUGAAGAAACGGGCGAUCGUUAAUCAAAGAUUGUACUUCGACAUGUGCAAUUUAUAUAAAUCGUUCAUGGAUUAUUACUAUCCUAUCAUUUUCAUGAAAGCGGGUAAAGAUCAAGCAAAAUACGAGAACAUUGGCACGGCGCUUUCGUUUCUCGAUAAAUUCCUCGAAGGGGAAAGCUACGUGGCAGGAAAGAACAUGACUCUUGCCGAUUUAAGUAUCGUAACCACUGUCUCCACGAUAGAGGUCAUGGACUACGAUCUCAGCAAAUAUAAGAACGUUACGAGAUGGUUCGCAAAGAUAAAAUCUGAGAUACCGAAAUACGAAGAGUACAACAACGGUGGAUUAAAAAUGUUCAAAGCCUUGGUGGAGGAAAAGUUGUCGAAAAAGUAAACCGAAGAUGGGAUGAUAUAAUUUAUUGUGCGUUUAUAUUAUAAUUCCUUUCCGCUUUUUAUUAUUAUAUGAACAAUGAUUUUACACGAAUAAAGUGUUGGUUCAUCCUUUCGGGGAUUGAA